Molecule: messenger RNA, 1821 nt
Organism: Histoplasma mississippiense
Lineage: Eukaryota; Fungi; Ascomycota; Eurotiomycetes; Onygenales; Ajellomycetaceae
Exons: 2
Coding region: 1-1821 (606 amino acids)
Biological process (GO): tRNA wobble uridine modification
Cellular component (GO): elongator holoenzyme complex
Molecular function (GO): protein binding
Source: RefSeq, a predicted model, not a curated record
AUGGCGCCCUCGACCCUCACCGCCCGCACCGAAUACAUCUCCGUCGGCGGCAACAGACAUCCCAGUGCCGCAGACUGGGACAAACACACGGGCAUCCUCGCUUUCGGUGCUAAUAACAAUGUUGCCCUCUGGAAUCCUACUGAUAAAUAUCAAACAGGAGUAUAUGAACUGUUGACCGGCCAUACCGAUGAAGUCAACGCGGUCAAAUUUUACACACUUCAAUCUUCAGAUGGUGGUUCCUCUCACUUUCUCCUCACUGGCUCUACAGAUCGGACGAUACGGGUAUGGCGGCGGCGGGACGAUAAGUCUAUUAUAACCUCUACGCGACCCUCAUUUUCUCAAGUUGCAACUGUCCACGACCACGAAGGCUCGAUAAAUUGUAUCGCCGUCACCUGCGGGUCUGAGCUGUUUGUAUCCGGUGCGGCGGAUGGGACAGUGCGGGUGUGGAGACUUAGAGAGAUUAAAGGGAACACUGAUGAUGAUGCUGGUGCUGCUCCUCCUACAAUAGACUGCCAAUUGGUACAGACGAUCACGCUGAGGCCGAGAUAUUUAGCGCUGACGCUUGCAUUAAGGGUGCUUAAUGGGAAGGAAGGGGGGAAGAAGAAGGGUGCUGAGUCUGCGCCAUCUGUAGUCCUGGCUGUGGGUGGGACGAGGACCACCAUACAGAUAUAUGUUCUGCAGGAAGGGAGAGGCGAUACAGAGGCGGAGGGACAUCAGUUUGAACUUAAAGCUAACCUUACGGGCCAUGAAGCAUGGGUAAGGUCUCUUGCUUUUACGGAUAUUGAUGCUGGGAAGAGUCAAUCGCAAUUGCCUGAUUUAUUUCUUGCGUCUGCAAGUCAGGAUAAAUACAUUCGUCUCUGGCGCAUUCAUGCAGGCGAUGAUGUUGCCCCGGCUCGAAAUGGAGUUGAUGAUGAAGGGGUAAUAUCGGCACGGAACCUGGAAAAGACUCUUUCUAACAAAGCGCAUGAAUUCGAGGCGAGCGGGUCGAAGUAUUCGAUUACUUUUGAAGCUCUCCUUUUCGGCCACGAGGACUGGAUAUACACUGUCGCGUGGAAUUCAGACCCUAAAAACCCAAAGCUCCUCUCUGCCUCAGCGGAUAACUCGCUCGUCAUCUGGGAGCCUGACCCGGUAUCUGGUGUCUGGUACUCCGCCGCACGGAUGGGUGAGAUCAGCGCUCAAAAGGGAUCUACGACUGCCACAGGAAGCAUCGGUGGAUUCUGGAUUGGCCUCUGGUCGCCCCGUGGUGAGAAGGUGGUCAGCCUAGGCCGCACAGGUUCCUGGCGGCUUUGGCAAUAUGAGAACGAAAUGGAUUUGUGGGUACAGAAUAUCGCUGUUACCGGCCAUGUACGGUCAGUUAAUGGGAUUGAAUGGGAGCCCACGGAUGGGGGAUACCUGCUCUCGACUAGUUCAGAUCAGACUACGAGGCUACAUUCGAGAUGGAAACAUGGCGAUAAAGAUGGCGGUUGUUACUCUUGGCAUGAAUUUUCCCGCCCGCAGAUCCAUGGCUAUGAUCUUAACUGCAUCGCUUCAUUGGGGCCAUGGCGCUUCGUUUCCGGCGCUGAUGAAAAGCUGCUCCGAGUCUUCAACCAGACGAAGGCAAUCGCAAACCUCCUCGAGAGGCUAACCGGCUUCACCGGCGGAGAGAAGCCAGCCGACAUGCCUGAAGCCGCCAACAUACCAGUCCUCGGUCUCUCCAACAAAGCCGCUGACGACGACGUAGAUCUCGAUGACGACGUGGAAGGAGACGUUAUCCAAUCCGACUCAGACCCAAAACCAAGCACAGAAACCUCUGCCCUUUCACCUCCCCCACCCACCUCUUGA